AUGAAAAGUUUCGAGGUGGGGACGUCUCUUUCGGGGUCUGGCUGCCAAUUCACGGAGUUUUCCUGUGGAAAUGGAAACUGUAUAAGUCUGAACAAAUUCUGUGAUGGAAGGGACGACUGUGGAAAUGGAAAUGACGAAGCCCUUGGUUGUACUGGAAGCUUGAAUGUUUCUACAGCCUUAUUGGCAAACGUUCUUGCUCUAAGAAAUGGCGGAGCAUGCUGUUACGGUGGACAUCUUCGAAUACUGGAUGGAAACGACCAAGAACGUAUGGAAUACGGAUUUGAAAAAUCAGUGCGUAAUCUGAAUCAGCUCAACAAACGCAGUCUUCCCGCUUCUGAAGAGGAAUGGUCAGGAUCUGGUUAUUUCUGUGGACAGAUGAUUGGUCAGAGCGUGAACUACUUUUCUAGAGGAAACAAUGUCACUUUAGUCAUUUCUCUUCCCAGCAGAACUUCUUGGCGCCCACAGUCGUUUAGUUUGUAUUUAAUCUACAGGUUUGUGACUCGUGACACCGAGACUGGCCAGGACUCUCGUUAUUUUGGUAAUAAAGAAGCAGCGACGUUUUGCAGCAGACAGUACAAAAACUGUGUUAGAAAAAAAUGUCUGAUUCGUUCCCCCAACUUUCCUGGGACGUACCCCCGAAAUAUUACAUGUAAUUAUUUGAUAAAAGAAGAUAAUGUGGUUGCAGGGUUUCAGAACCAGAUAAUUCUUUCUCAGAAAAAUGUAUAUAAAAUUUCAAUAGAAAGCGGACUUCCGAGGACUGGUGCCAUCUCGCGUUGGUCUUUGACAUCAAAGUGUCCUCAUGAUGUAGUUCGUGUUUUCGAUGGCCCGACAGUAGAUUUUCCGGUAAUCGCACAGUUCUGUGGUUCUGGGCCAUUGGCGGCCAUCGUUUCUAGCAGGGGAACACUUCUUGUACAGUUGCAUAGCGUAGACUAUCAUAGACUUCAGGAAUCUCGGCUGGAAAUAGAGAUCGGUGUCAAAGCAGUUCCCAAGCCCUUGUGGCGAAUGUCAAAUAACGAGUGUAAGUUCUUCAUUGACGGAAGGGUCUCUGGUAAACGUCAAGGGAUUCUGAAAAGCCCUCAACACACUGUACCAUCAAAUACUACAUGUACGUAUGUACUGCGUGGGAGGUCGUCGUACGAUCGAGUGUGGAUUUAUUUUAUCUCCUACUUCAUCACAGACAGACAUCCUUGGCCCGUGGCUUCAGAGUUCUGUGAUACUGGAAAGAUAGAGGUGAUUGGUGCGUCAUCUGUCGGUUCCGUGAAUACAACUUACUGUGAAAAGAAUCCACCACCUCUCUGUGCGCGUGCGUCAGAUGGAGUAAAUAUGAUCCCUCUUCGUCCAUGUCGUUAUCCGGAAGAAAGUAUGUUAUCAUCGCAUUCCCACUUGCUGAUGAAAAUACACUACCCGUGCACGGCUGAGUUCACUACGGAUCAACCCGCUUUGAAGGCUCGUUAUGAGUUUAUUGACACACACCAGCCAGGAAGUCCAGUUGGGCGGUCACUCUGUGGUCGCUAUAUUGAUGGCCAGAUCUUUCGAUACGGAUAUUUAUCUUCCUCUAAAAAUGUGUUUCAUUUUGGUCGAGGAGGACGUAGACAUAUCACUUGUUCUUACACCCUUGUGGGAUCCAAAUUCUCCAGAAUUAUUAUUUCCAUGUCGAGAGUAUUUAUGCUUUCUCCUUCGUGUCAGACGGUUGUGGAUAGUUCAACUUCACGGCCAACGUGCAAGGAAUUUCAUCCACACACUCAGCUAAAGGCUUAUCUUAAAGUUACAGAAAACUGGUCUGGUGUGGACUUUUCAAUUGGAUGCUUCUGUAACACCACAACAGAUACAAAUGCUUCCAUUGAAAUAUCGUCAGCUAGUAACAACGUAACCAUAACUUUUACUGUCACGGGUAUGGGCGCGUUACACGACUUCAACCAUUUUCACUUUGAAGCAUUUUAUCGUUUUAUUCACUUCAACAUUUGUGAGUCUGCCUUAAUUCGUCGUGUUGGUUCGAGAGUGGAACUCCUGUUUCAAGUUUCUCAUAUCCUUCCUGGUGGAUUCCGAUGCAGGUGGUCCAUAGAGCCCUCCUACAGUAAAAACCUAUACUUAACCUUUCAAGGUACGAAUGCUUCGAAUGGGUGUCACCAUGGUAACGUUUUAAUAACGUACAAGAGGAACAGCGAAACGCGUAUUGCCACGGUUUGUGUAAACGGAUCUGCCGAAGAGUUUUCUAUUGACCCGUGGCACAAUCAGAGGUCAACCGAUGAAACCACCAGGCCCAGUAGAGACAAAAUCUUUCUAGAAGCGUUUAUUAAUUACCCUCAAUCAAUUCGUGUAGAAUGGUUCGAAAUGAAGAAACAUUCUUUGAAGACCCACUCUGGUCAAUCAUUAAGAAACAUCAAUUGUUUGGUAAGGUGUCCGGAAAUCAACGCUUGCAUCAGUCCUGACCUCUGGUGUGAUGGGACGAAACACUGUCCAUCGGGGUACGAUGAAUCAUCCGAGCAUUGUAGACAAUUUCCCGUAUUUUACUUUGCUGCAGGGGGUAGUGCCACUUGUUUUCUUCUUAUUUUGUUGAUUGGCUACGUGCUCAUUCGUUGUCGUCAUCGUGGCAGAAACAACCAUAUCAUCCGGGUUCCUACGUUCGACGUGUUUGAACUUGAAGGACGUCGCGGCGACAUACCUGACAGAUUUUCGCGUUAA
Messenger RNA from Limulus polyphemus (Atlantic horseshoe crab), 2682 nucleotides. RefSeq lists its product as uncharacterized. Gene Ontology annotation, molecular function: protein binding. Lineage: Eukaryota; Metazoa; Arthropoda; Merostomata; Xiphosura; Limulidae. The record is from RefSeq and is a predicted model, not a curated record. Gene Ontology annotation, cellular component: plasma membrane. The transcript has 3 exons. Bases 1 to 2682 code for a protein of 893 amino acids.